Anoplopoma fimbria (sablefish) is the source of this 2682-nucleotide messenger RNA. RefSeq names its product glutamate receptor, metabotropic 2a (gene grm2a). Lineage: Eukaryota; Metazoa; Chordata; Actinopteri; Perciformes; Anoplopomatidae. Gene Ontology annotation, cellular component: membrane. The transcript is spliced from 5 exons. Gene Ontology annotation, molecular function: group II metabotropic glutamate receptor activity. The record is from RefSeq and is a predicted model, not a curated record. Gene Ontology annotation, biological process: regulation of synaptic transmission, glutamatergic; G protein-coupled glutamate receptor signaling pathway. The coding region runs from base 1 to 2682 and encodes 893 amino acids.
AUGUCAUUGGGGAAAUCCCCUGUGUUGGGGGUGCGCCCUGUGCCCCGACCCUUCUUGCUGUCCCACCUCAGCCUGCUAUGCCUAUGUGUGUCCCUCUUUGCCCAGGCUCCCCAGGGUUUGCCUGUGGUAGGUUAUAGCACUGACACCAAAAGGGAGAUCACACUGGACGGAGAUUUGAUGAUUGGCGGCCUGUUCCCUGUGCACCAGAAGGGUGAGGGAGCAGAGGACUGUGGGAAGAUCAAUGCUCAGAGAGGGAUCCAGAGACUGGAGGCCAUGCUGCUGGCACUAGAUGAAAUCAACAAGAAUGAGCGCAUCCUGCCUGGGAUCAGACUGGGAGCUCACAUACUGGACACUUGCUCUAAGGACACCUACGCUCUAGAGCAGUCUCUGGAGUUUGUCAGGGCCUCCCUCACCAAAGUGGAUGACAGUGAGUACACGUGCCCCGAUGGCUCCUAUGCCAUCCACGAUGACGUCCCUCUGGCUAUCUCCGGGGUGAUAGGAGGCUCCUACAGUGAUGUCUCCAUUCAGGUGGCCAACCUGUUGCGACUCUUCCAAAUCCCUCAGAUCAGCUAUGCCUCCACCAGUGCCAAGCUCAGUGACAAGACCCGCUAUGACUUCUUUGCCCGCACCGUGCCCCCUGACUUCUACCAGGCCAAGGCCAUGGCAGAGAUCCUGCGUUACUUCAACUGGACCUACGUAUCGACGGUGGCCUCAGAAGGGGACUACGGUGAGACUGGCAUUGAUGCCUUCCAGCAGGAGGCUCGUGCCCGCCAGAUCUGCAUUGCCACUUCCGCCAAGGUGAGCCGCUCCAUGAGCCGCUGGAGUUACGAGAACGUGAUCCGCUCCCUGCAGCAGAAGUCCAACGCCAAGGUGGUCAUCCUGUUCACGCGCAGCGAAGACGCCCGCGAGCUGCUGGUGGCCGCCAACCGCAUGAAUGUCAGCUUCACCUGGGUGGCCAGUGAUGGAUGGGGAGCGCAGGAGAGCGUGGUGAGAGGCAGUGAGGCUGUGGCCGAUGGGGCGUUCACGAUCGAACUGGCUUCCUAUCCGAUCCCCCAGUUCAAUGACUACUUCACUGCCCUGCACCCGUACAACAACACCAGGAAUCCCUGGUUCAGAGAGUAUUGGGAAAACCAGUUCCAAUGCAGCCUCCAUGAUCUGGGCUGUGGGAAGCACUCUCUGCGCGAGGCUCAGUUUCAGCCAGAAUCCAAGAUCAUGUUUGUAGUGAAUGCUGUCUAUGCAAUGGCUGCUGCUUUACAUAACAUGAGGCAGGCGUUAUGCCCCAACUCCACCAAGGUGUGUGAGGCUCUUAAACCUGGCAACGGCAGAAAGUUUUACAGGGACUACAUUCUCAAAGUCAAGUUUGAGGCGCCAUUUCGUCCACCAGACACAGAGAAUGUAGUCCGCUUUGAUGCCUUCGGGGACAGCCUCGGCCGUUACAAUAUUUUCCACUACCACAAAGAAGAUGGACGCUAUGUCUACCGUAAAGUCGGCUACUGGGCUCAGAGCUUGACCCUGAACACCAGCCAAAUCCCCUGGGCUGGGCUGGUUCCCCCAACCUCCCAGUGUAGUGACCCCUGCAGGAAGAACGAGGUGAAGAGUAUGCAGCCUGGAGAUGUGUGCUGCUGGAUCUGUAUCCCAUGUCAGCCCUACCAGUAUUUGCUGGAUGAGUUCACCUGUGCUGACUGCAGCUUUGGACAGUGGCCCCUGGCCAACCUGACAGGCUGCUAUGAUCUGCCUGAGGAGUACAUCCGCUGGGAAGAUGCCUGGGCCAUUGGACCCGUCACCAUUUCCUUUCUAGGGAUGAUGUGUACGCUCUUCGUCAUAGGCCUCUUCCUUAAACACAAUGAGACACCCGUGGUGAAGGCCAGUGGCCGUGAGCUCUCCUACAUUCUGCUGCUGGGAGUGUUGAUGUGUUAUAGCAUGACCUUCAUCUACAUUGCCAAACCGUCCACGGCAGUUUGUACACUACGUCGACUAGGCUUAGGCACAUCAUUUGCUGUGUGCUACUCAGCCCUCCUAACCAAGACCAACCGCAUCGCUCGGAUCUUCAGCGGGGUGAAGGAUGGAGCACAGCGGCCGCGAUUCAUCAGCCCGGCCUCCCAGGUUGCCAUCUGUGGUGCUCUGAUCUCCUGCCAACUGGUUGUCGUGGUGGUUUGGUUGCUGGUGGAGACCCCAGGGGUGAGAAAGGAAGUGAGUCCUGAGAGGCGAGACGUGGUCACCCUCAAGUGUAACAGCAAGGACUCCAGCAUGCUCAUGUCGCUCACCUACAACUGCAUCCUCAUUAUCCUCUGCACGGUCUACGCCUUCAAGACCCGCAAAUGCCCUGAGAAUUUCAACGAGGCCAAGUUCAUUGGGUUCACCAUGUACACCACCUGCAUCAUCUGGCUGGCUUUCCAGCCUAUUUUCUAUGUGACUGCCAGUGACUACAGGGUGCAGACAACCACCAUGUGCAUCUCUGUCAGUCUGAGUGGGUCGGUGGUGUUGGGCUGCCUCUUCGCUCCAAAGGUCCACAUCAUCCUGUUCCAGCCGCAGAAGAAUGUCAGUACUCUCAGAGUGGCCACCACCCGCUUCAGCGUCACCACUGGCCCAGGCUCCAGUUUCUCUCAAGCAUCAGCCUCCAAUGUUGUUCCAACAGUGUGUAAUGGACGAGAGGUAGUGGACUCCACAACGUCCUCCUUGUGA